UCGCGGGUUAAGACACAGGAUUGUUUUGUGAUGGGUGGUGGAAGCGAAUUGCGGAUUUUUUCUCUUUUUAUGGAGAUCGAAGUGAACAGAUUUCCUACUGUUGAAAGCAAGUUUUAUCCCGACAAGAAGCAAAUGGUGGAACAGAGGAUUCUUUAGGGGCAAAAAGGAUAUUUACUCAAGAGAAUAACACUUUUCACGCGCAGUUUUCCCAACAGAGAAGGGGUUUUUUUUCUGGUCCGCAACAUUGGAUUGGAUUUUACUGUUUGACUGACGCAGCAUCCUUUUGGAGUAUCUUAUUUGGAGAUUUCCGUCCUUUUAUUCCACAUUUCUGGGAAGAAACUAGAGAAAAAAAAACAAGUUAUGGAGAUGCCAAUGAAAUAAAAUCUGCAUAUUCAGGUCAAAUGACCGCUUUUACUCGUUUUCCCAUCUGACCACCUUAUUUAUGACAUGGAAAAACGAGGACCCCACAGCGUCCUUUAUUAUUUCAUUCUUAAUGCGCCCCUGCUACUCUGUGUAAAUGCCACAUUUUCUGAAGUGCCCAAAGAUGUGACUGUCGGUGAGGGCGAGGACAUAGAGAUGCCGUGCGCUUUUCGAGCCGUCGGAGUCUCGCCGUUCUCCCUGGAGAUUCAGUGGUGGUACCUCAAGGAAGCGGCCCCGAAAGAACUCGCUCACGAACUGCAAAUUAGCGCUCCGGCCAACAGAGCCAAGGUGGCCCCCCGGGACGCCACGAAAAUCAGCACGGUGAGGGUCCAGGGCAAUGCCAUUUCCCACAAGCUGAGCUUAUCGGCUGUGAAGAAGGAGGAUGAAGGAGUGUAUGAGUGUCGGGUUUUGGACUUGUACUCAGAUGAGACUCAGGAAUUUAAGGUGCAGGCCACACUGCGCGUGACUCCACGCGAGGGAAUGCUGGCCGAGGAGGCCGUGUCUCACAUCCAGAACCGAUGGCCUUUGAGGAACAGCAACACAGCGACAGGUGGACGGGCCACUUCUGAGCCGGGCCAGGGUCAGGGAAAACCCCACGUGCCUCCGCCGGCUGGAAUGGGACCUGCUCCCGCCUCAACGACUACGACCAGCUCUGCAGUCAAGUCGUCCGCUUCGCCUCGGCCAGGCAAUUCAUCUAUCCUGAGACAACAGCACGGAUCCGGUUCUGGAACAAUGGCGUCCACUGAGCCUCUUCUUUACAUCACUCUACUGAUCCUGUAUAAGCUCCUCCCCUUCCUGUUUGCCUACUAAGAGACCACAGCCAAACAACUCGCAAUUAAUUCACUUUAUGUACCAAACGACAAAGGGAAAAUAUAACUACUUAUAUAUAUAAAUAUAUAUAAAUAUAUCUACCAUUAUGGCACAUCACAGAAACAGGGAUGGGUUUCGACUUUGG
Messenger RNA from Danio rerio (zebrafish), 1375 nucleotides. It is a transcript of the gene vstm2b, whose product is annotated as V-set and transmembrane domain containing 2B. The record is from RefSeq and is marked provisional. Gene Ontology annotation, cellular component: membrane. Lineage: Eukaryota; Metazoa; Chordata; Actinopteri; Cypriniformes; Danionidae.